UUUUAACUAGGUUUACAAAUUUAGGAGAUGAAUGCUUGGGUUUCAGGACUCUGCCAGGCCUGUGGUCUAAGACCCUACCAGACCGAGGAGGAAGUAGAGGUUGUUGAUAGUAUGCUUCCUGGUGUCCCAUCAGAGAUAUCCACUACACAGAGUGUCUCAAAUAUGCUGGGACAGACCAGUCCCAGGGAGGAGGAGACCAGUCCCACUCUCGGGGACAUCAACGAGGAGAGGAAUAGAGGUUCUCAAGCUCAGAUAUCCGGUCCAUACAUGCAUCUUUCAGAAUGUUUUACCGGUGGAGGGCCUCCUGCAUCCCAUAUCAGAAGUUCUUCAACUCAUCAGCCUUCAAUACAUAGAAACCAAUCUCAGUCUACGUACAGGAGCGUGGAUUUGGGGAUAUCAACCCCUGAUCCUUCCUCAGUUUGCGGAGAUGACAGUGUUUUCCUUCCAAACUCUCCACAGGGGUUGAGGCCUAGUUUACAAUCUGAAGAUAUAUCCGACCAAAUUGCUACGUUAAAGGUUGGACGACCUCCACCCUCCCGGCCUCCGAAACCAUCCGGCCUCAGAAAUCCUCCUCUGUCCUCACAGGUUGCUGGAGAGAAUUAUGAGAACCUAGGAACUGCUCAGCAUAUACUCCAGCUAGCUGCUAACCAAAGAGAAAACAACAACAACAAUCCGGAUCCCUUAAAGAAUAUAAGUCUUCCACCCGCCCCAGUUCCCCCGCCGAAGAUAGAUCGGCGGUUGAAACCGUUUAAUCGGCCUGGUUCAGGGGAUAGUGCUACACUGCCUGCAGGUGGAAUGAUGAGCAGAAAGCCGUCUCAGUUUGAUACUCUCCCCUGUAUGGAAACUGGAUACGGAAUGCAUAUACCCUCAGCUCCAGGGUCAAAGUACGGGAAUAUAGAGCGGAGUCCUAGUAUAGAAUCUUUAUCCAUUCAGUCCAGGAGAAACUCAGAAGAAGAGACGAUUUAUUACUAUAUGCCCUCCCUCCAGCACAGUAAUAAUGACGGUAUGUGGGAUCCAUCGCAUCCGAUCAUGAUUCCGGCUCAGGACAUGCAUGGGCAUAGCGUAGAGUAUCUAGACCUUGAUCUACCCAGAGGGAAUCAAGAACCUUCAGACGAUGCUAAACAAACAAAGCAUGAGGACAGCUCAACUGUUUAUAAAACUGUAGAUUUUGUUAAAACUGAAGCGUUCAACAGAACUAAGAAAAACGUGGAACAGAAACGAUACAAUAUACAUCAGUGAAUCAUUCAAAACAUAAUUAAUUUACAUGUGACGCAGUGUACAGACGUUUCUAGCAUGUGACGCUGUUACGCUCAGUAUUAAACCUAAAAGCAAGACAAAGUUGACGCAUUUUUAUCAGUCCCCUGUUAUUCUUAAACCUCAAGAUUAUUUACAUUUAUACUUCUUUGUGGCGAAUACGCUUUUUUUAAACGUGGCUAACAUUUUCCUUCAAAUGAAGUUGAACAAAUUAUUUUUGGUUUAAUUAAUUGUUUAUCUCUGUACUGUACAUUAUACAUUAUACAGGCAUGUUGUAUAUUAAAAAGUCUUCCUGUUAUAUAUUUUUGUAAAUCUGUUAUUUAUCAAUUUUACAAACUUGUCUUUAACUUGAUUCGUAUAUUAAGAUUGUAAACCCUAAAUGUAAUAAAAAUUUCUAUAUCCCAA
This is a messenger RNA of Eurytemora carolleeae, 1659 nucleotides long. RefSeq lists its product as uncharacterized. The record is from RefSeq and is a predicted model, not a curated record. The transcript is spliced from 14 exons. Bases 28 to 1239 code for a protein of 403 amino acids. NCBI's taxonomy places the organism in Eukaryota, Metazoa, Arthropoda, Copepoda, Calanoida, Temoridae.